AGACGCUCUGUGGAGUCGCGGGAGCUACGGCUGCGGGAGUUACGGCUGCGGGAGUUACCCUUUAUUCUGUGAUAGUUUGAGCUGUUCUGCGUCUCGCAGGCCCUUCUGAAUUUCCUGGACCUACUCUCGGAACCCUCAACGAGCUAGCGAUAGAUUUAGAGGAAAGGAAGCACCGUCGGAAAGCAAAGGCAUGAUUUCACCUUCACUUGAACUCCUUCAUUUAGGACUCUGCAAAUUCCCUGAAGUAGAAGGAAAAAUGACCACAUUCAAAGAGGCAGUGACAUUCAAGGAUGUGGCUGUGGUCUUCACUGAGGAGGAGCUGGGGCUGCUGGACCCUGCCCAGAGGAAGCUGUACCGAGAUGUGAUGCUAGAGAACUUCAGGAACCUGCUCUUAGUAGGGAAUCAACCAUUCCACCAAGAUACUUUCCACUUCUUAAGGAAGGAAGAGUUUUGGAUGAUGAAGACAACAAGCCAAAGAGAAGGGAAUUCAGGAGGCAAGAUCCAAAUUGAGAUGGAGACUGUUCCAGAAGCAGGACCACAUGAAGAGUGGUCCUGUCAGCAAAUACGGGAACAAAUUGCAAGUGACCUAACCAGGUCUCAAAACUCCAUAAGGAACAGCUCUCAGUUCUUCAAAGAAGGUGAUGUCCCCUGCCAGACUGAGGCAGAACUAUCUACUGUGGCACGUUUCAGGCAGGAUUCCUCCUUCCUUCAAACUGCAUCACCCAGGAGUCUGCAAAUUCCCCAAAGUAGGAGGAAAAAUGACCACAUUCAAGAUUACCAAGACUGUGGGAAUACUUAUAACCUGCUCUUGGCCAUGAUAAAGAGAAGCAAAGUACUUGUAUUCUGUUCAAAGAUUAUGGAGGAGGCAGUGACCUUCAAGGAUGUGGCUGUGGUCUUCACUGAGGAGGAGCUGGGGCUGCUGGACCCUGCCCAGAGGAAGCUGUACCGAGAUGUGAUGCUGGAGAACUUCAGGAACCUGCUCUCAGUGGGGCAUCAACCGUUCCACCAAGAUACUUGCCACUUCCUAAGGGAAGAAAAGUUUUGGAUGAUGGGGACAGCAACCCAAAGAGAAGGGAAUUCAGGAGGCAAGAUCCAAACUGAGUUGGAGUCUGUUCCAGAAGCAGGAGCACAUGAAGAGUGGUCCUGCCAGCAAAUCUGGGAACAAAUUGCAAACGACUUAACCAGGUCUCAGGACUCUAUCAUAAAUAACUCUCAGUUCUUUGAAAAUGGUGAUGUCCCCUCCCAGGUUGAAGCAGGACUACCCACAAUUCAUACAGGACAGAAACCUUCCCAGGGUGGGAAGUGUAAACAGUCCUUCAGUGAUGUUCCCAUCUUUGAUCUUCCUCAGCAGUUAUACUCAGAAGAGAAGUCUUAUACAUGUGAUGAAUGUGGAAAAAGCAUCUGUUACAUCUCAGCUCUUCAUGUUCAUCAAAGAGUCCACGUGGGAGAGAAACUCUUUAUGUGUGAUGUGUGUGGCAAGGAAUUUAGUCAAAGCUCACAUCUGCAAACUCAUCAGAGAGUCCACACUGGAGAGAAACCAUUCAAAUGUGAGCAAUGUGGGAAAGGUUUCAGUCGUAGAUCAGCACUUAAUGUUCAUCAUAAAUUACACACAGGAGAGAAACCUUACAUUUGUGAGGCAUGUGGGAAGGCCUUCAUUCAUGAUUCCCAGCUUAAGGAACAUAAGAGAAUCCAUACUGGGGAGAAACCAUUCAAAUGUGAUAUAUGUGGUAAGACCUUCUAUUUUAGGUCAAGACUUAAGAGCCAUUCCAUGGUUCACACAGGAGAAAAACCAUUUAGGUGUGAUACAUGUGAUAAGAGCUUUCAUCAGAGGUCAGCACUUAAUAGGCAUUGCAUGGUCCACACAGGAGAGAAACCGUACAGAUGUGAGCAGUGUGGAAAAGGCUUUAUUGGUAGGCUAGAUUUUUAUAAGCAUCAGGUGGUCCACACAGGAGAGAAACCAUAUAAUUGUAAAGAAUGUGGGAAGAGCUUCAGAUGGUCCUCAUGCCUUCUGAACCAUCAGCGAGUCCACAGUGGAGAAAAAAGCUUCAGAUGUGAAGAAUGUGGGAAGGGAUUUUAUACAAAUUCACAACUGUCUUCCCAUCAGAGAUCCCACAGUGGUGAAAAGCCAUAUAAAUGUGAGGAGUGUGGGAAGGGCUAUGUUACUAAGUUUAAUCUUGACUUGCACCAGAGGGUCCACACGGGAGAGAGACCUUAUAAUUGUAAGGAAUGUGGGAAGAGCUUUAGCCGGGCCUCAAGUAUUUUGAAUCAUAAGAGACUCCACUGCCAGAAAAAACCAUUCAAAUGUGAGGACUGUGGAAAGAGGCUUGUACACAGGACAUACCGUAAAGACCAGCCGAGAGACUAUAGUGGGGAAAACCCAUCCAAAUGUGAGGAUUGUGGGAGACGCUACAAGAGGCGCUUGAAUCUGGAUAUACUUUUAUCAUUAUUUCUAAAUGACACAUAAUUGUUCAUAUUUAUGGGGUACAACGUGCUAUUUUAAUGUGUGCAUACAAUUUAUAGUGAUCCAAUCAGUGUAAUUGGUGUAUCUGUUACCUCAAACAUUUACCAUUUCUUUGUGUUGGAAAAUUCAAAAUCCAUUUGAGAGGAGUUGGUAGACAGCAAGGGAAGGGUCCCUGGAGACCCCCAGCCAAACGGGUCAGUGUCUCAUCCCCACAUAACACAAAAAGCAGCCUGGGGAAGACAAUCAAGCUACAGGCACUGAUAAGGGAACUAGCACAGGGGAUUGUGCCUGGAGACAUGCCCAUGGCUGCACAGAUAGCAGAACCUCCAGCCUAUUCAGGUAAAAACUCGCACAAACCUCCGGCUCACUCAGUUAAGGGAACAAGACCAGACACAGAAAUGCCUUUGUCCUUUGUAUAAUCAGCAGGCUCCCAGGAAAAAGUUUCUUCUUUUGUGGGCAUGAACACAAUGGGCUUCAGUAGGUUCAGGUUGGCACUUUCUUUUGUGGAAAAGGAAAAGCCCAGCCUCUGUAAAUCAUCACUUCAGCUCCUGAUUGGUCCCAGGCCAAGCUGAAUAGCCAUUAGGAAUAAUCACUUCAACUCCUGAUUGGUCCCGGGCCAAGCUGAAUAGCCCUUAUGAAUCAUCACUUCGGUUCCUGAUUGGUCCCGGGCCAAGGUCCCAGACCAAGCUGAAUCACGCUUUCUCCAAGACAGCCCGCAGGCUAAGUGCAUUCCUUCCCCUUCCCAGUCCAUAAAAACCCCGGACCCCAGCCUCAUACUGGGCAACUUAUUUGGAUCCCCAUCUCCACUGUGGAGAGCUUUUUUCUUUCACUUAUUAAACUUUUACUCCAAUUUCA
Molecule: messenger RNA, 3316 nt
Organism: Pan troglodytes (chimpanzee)
Lineage: Eukaryota; Metazoa; Chordata; Mammalia; Primates; Hominidae
Gene: ZNF230
Product: zinc finger protein 230
Exons: 10
Coding region: 191-2464 (757 amino acids)
Biological process (GO): regulation of transcription by RNA polymerase II
Cellular component (GO): nucleus
Molecular function (GO): DNA-binding transcription factor activity, RNA polymerase II-specific; RNA polymerase II cis-regulatory region sequence-specific DNA binding
Source: RefSeq, a predicted model, not a curated record